Coffea eugenioides is the source of this 959-nucleotide messenger RNA. RefSeq lists its product as uncharacterized. NCBI's taxonomy places the organism in Eukaryota, Viridiplantae, Streptophyta, Magnoliopsida, Gentianales, Rubiaceae. The record is from RefSeq and is a predicted model, not a curated record. The transcript is spliced from 6 exons. The coding region runs from base 69 to 662 and encodes 197 amino acids.
ACAACAUACGAGCCCAGAAAAGGAAGUACUCCACAAUAAAGCACCUCCUCUCUGAAGAGUAAAUAGAGAUGGGCGCGUCAGAGUCAAGUCUCUCCAGCUCCCAAAGACCUGGAGAUGAGAUUACCACAGUAUCGGAGCGGUCAGAAAUUGUGGAUCCUGUCAUAGAGCAGCUCAAAUCCCUUAAAACUGCAACUCCAAUAUUAACGUCAACGCCGGCAGAGACUAGCUUGACGGAUAUUCUAGUGAGGAAAGCUUCAUCGUCUUCAAAUUCAAGUACGGUCAACCCAAAUGUGUUGCUUGAGCUCUUUUCCAUGUAUCGUGACUGGCAAGAGCGAAAAGCACAGACAAUUAGUAAAAGACAGGAAGAGAUAGAAAAUAAAAUAGAAGUUGCUGAUGCAUUGGCAGUUAAGCUUCUUCAACGUUUCAAUUAUUCUGUCUCUGCGAUGAAGACAACUUCACACCAUCUCUCAGAAGUUCAUGCGUUACAGGUGGAACUCGGAGAAUUGAAGGGAAGAUUGACUGAGGUUAUCAGCAACUGUGAUGCAUUGUGUCAAAGAAUUACUACAGAGGGACCAGAAUCACUUCGAUCAUCUAUCAAGCCAUUUACAGCAUCGCCUAUGGACAUGGGUACUGCUGAUGUGCUGAAUUCUAAUAAUAACUGAUAUGGAUGAGCCACAAUUAUAGCAAGUAGAUGCUAGGCUAUUCUUCUGUUUUAUAUGGUACAUUAUCUUACCGGAAAAUAGAAAUUCACUCGCAUGCUGCAGUUUGGGCUUUCGUUGACACAAUUCUAACAAAGUUGGUUUAGGUUGUCUAGCUCGGCCAGGAAUUGAUUUUAAUGUGUAUGUCCUGCAGAUAGGACAUCAAGCGAGUCCCGUUACUUUUUAGGGUGUUUAUUCUGUAGAAACUUUUGCAAGACGCGUAAUUUUGUUUUUCCAGUGGCUACGCUAAUUUUAAGGCAU